CGAACGAACGCGCAUCUCUCUCUUUUCGGGUCUCGGUUAUGCUUCGCGAAUAUCGGGCGCAUGUACAAUCAAAACGCGAUUCGAGCCGAUUGUGAACGAUCUCGCGACAAGAAUUGUGACCGCACCACGCGGAUGAUUGAAGAUUUCGUGAUUAUGUUUUAUGGUAUAAAAAAAAUCCGUUGAGUCUGCAAUCAUUAGUGGGAUUUACGGGAGUACGAGAUCUAUGAUUUAGAUUGGAUGCAGUUAACUGAUCGGAACGGCGAGGAGAACGAAAUUUCCGAGAUAUUGGACUGCGCGCAGAAAAGUAAAGCUUAACGAUACGAAGGACAUUCAAGCGUAAACAGGACAGUGAUUUUCGUGAGAGAUCUUCAUCAUACAAAUCAUCAUGCGGCAAUUUCUCUACACUUUCCUUAUUCUUCAGCUAUUGACAAUCUUGUUUGCAUCGUCAAGUCUGGCAGUGACGAGGCAGUUGCGCGGCAAAAAAAAGAUUGUUGCGAAGGAGGCGAAAGAGACAAAUAUCUGUGACGUUCAUGUUCAGCAGGCGCCGAUAUACUGCUACUGCAACAAUAACGGUCUGCAAAAUGCUACGAAUGCCAAUUGCUGGGUGAUGAGCAAGGUCGAGCGUGACAAUCCCAUGUGGAGUUCCUUUACGUCGCAGAUCCAUCUGAAAGAUCUGACGUUUACGGUGCGCCAGAUCGACAGCCUGGAUUAUGUGCCCAGUCAACUACUGCAUCAAUUGAAGAGCUUGCGCUCUGUUACGUUCCAGUAUGCGAACUUUCAUGAGAUCGUCGAACAUACUUUUAGUAAUCUUAUAGAUAUCAUCAAGAUCAAUCUCAACCGCAACAUGAUUUUCACGCUACACAAAAACGCUUUCGAGAAUAUGCGGGAUCUCACCGUUAUCAAUCUCGAUGAGAAUCACAUCUCCGAGAUUAAUAGAGACACGUUUGUCAAUUUGCCGAGCCUGCGCAAGCUGCAUCUGAACCAGAACAAUAUCAGCACCGUACGCGACAGAGCAUUUAAGCAUUUGAGUUUACUACAAGAGCUUGAGCUAAGCAGUAAUCAAAUAACGAGUAUCACGCACGAAACUUUCUACGGUCUGCGCAAUUUACUACGUCUCGAUCUGCGCAACAAUCAAAUCGCCAUGAUUGGAAAGCGCAACUUUGCCGAGCUGUCGGCACUAAUUGAGCUUGAACUUGAUCAAAACGCAAUUACAUAUAUAUCUGAAAAAGCAUACGACGGUAUGCACAGUCUUCAGAAGCUGCGGCUCAGCGAGAAUCUGCUAGUGAAGCUGCCGCAAGAUUUCCUGGCUGGUGCACCCGGUGUUUACUUUUUAGAUUUGAGACGAAAUUACUUGAAGACCAUGACCUUCGAUAAUAUUAAACCUAUCGUAACCAAUCUUUACGACCCUAAUAGUCACUUCUAUCUGAGCGAAAACGAUCUGAUCUGCGACUGCAAGCUUGCAUGGAUCUGGGGCCUGCGAAAUGAAACAAAAAACAUGAAACUAAGAGAUGCCUUAGAGGAGCUGACUUGCUUUCUUGAGAGCAGUAACACAACGCAAAAGAUCAACAAUGAAGGUCUGGGAAAAAAUCAACCUGAAAUUGCUAAGGAAUAUUCUCCUGGUAUUUCGAAAGAUGAUAGUAACGAAUACAAUGAGGAUGACAGCAGUUAUAAUGACGAGAUCGACGAUGAAAAUUCUUCUUCAAAUUCGAAUUUCGACAAGAUCAGCGAUAGGAAGUGCUGUAGAAAGCAUUUGUUCGAAUUAAAGCCGGAGGAGUUACCAUGCCCGGAGAUUUCUCGAGAAGAUUUAAUGGCCUCUGAGCAGCCAUCUAGCCGUCAUGAAAACGCACGCGUCGGUUCUUCUGGCUCUAGCUGGUUUAGUUCCGGUUCGAUUUCAAUUCAGGCUGGUCAGUCCAUCCUCGCUACCCUCUCAUUGUUAUUGCUAUCUAUACUUUUUUCCACAUAGAACCAACCAUGUGCAUUCAAGAAAGCAACCAAAAACGUCAUUUGGCGUUCUGAUAUCCCCGAGUGAGCAAAAAGAAAAUCGCACAUAAAUGAAACUGGAAUGUAUGACAGUAGAUGUGUGCAUGUGAAAGCGUUUGUGUUGUGUAUGUGUACAUGCAUAUGCACUUACAAACUUAACACUGUCUUGAGACGUACCUUCGAGAUAUCCCAAAGCGCUUACAAUUAUCGUUUAAUGAAUUAUGAAAAAUGUCUAAAAAAAGUUUCCGAAUUAAAAUAGUGUCGCACAGAAACGUGGUUGCAUAUCAAUAAAACGUCUAAAUCAUGUCAUCUGUCCAAAUCAAUAUGCACAAUCGUGUUUGUAUAUAAUUUUUAAAGUUCGAUAAUUUUUUAAAUAUAUUUCAUAUGUACUUGACAUGUAACACACACAUUGUAAAAGGAUUCACCAUUAUACGAAGCAUCUUAUCACGUAGACUCUGUAAACGAGCCAAUUACCAAAAUAUUAUUUUUACGAUAUAAUUCAUGUGUUCAUGCCAGAAUGGUCACAUCAAAAUGAUAAGCUUCUAUUUAGUUUUAUUUUACAUGACAUUAGUGUGACCUCUCGCGCGCGCGCAUGCGCGCCAACGCGCUUUUGGGCCUUAUAUUACUGUACAUCGUUAUUGUAUUCGUACAGUAUAUACUUCUAUGCACGUUACCGUAUGCAUAAGAAUACUAAAUAUAGUAUAGUCUCGUGGGGACCUUCUGGGGAAUAGAAGCAAAAUAUUCUUUGGAAAAAAAAAAAUUAAUAAGUACACCCUCUUUACAGUGCAAACUGCUCAAUCGACUUGCACUGAGCAUGCCAUCAUGUGAUGUGCCCAUUAUGAUGUAAAGGGGACGCGACAUUAGCAUUCAUAGAAUGUGGAGUAUCAAAAUUAAAGGAAUAAAAUUUAAGAAGACUCUACUGUAACGUGCAACAUCGCCGUUUCUCUCGUUAACAUAUUACGCUUGCGUGAUACACUGCCACUUAGAUCAUAAUCAUUAUAUUCUGGCUGAUCUCGUCUAAUGAUGUGUCUAUUCAACAGCUAUAUUUACAACACCUCUAAAUACCAAAUAUAAAAAUGACAUAAACGUAAAAUGACAUCAUGAAUUGGCAUAAUUUGCAAUAUAUAUUAAAAAUCUUAAAUAUAGAGAAAUUGAUAACAGAUAACACAUUCUAUAAUUAUUUAUUUGUGAGUAAAAUAUAAUAUUCAUUCCUUUUUCACCACUAGUUUUAUUUAUUCUAAUUUUAAGAUAAUUUUUCAUAAUUUUGAUAUGAUCAUAUUAUUAGUUUUUACCAAUUUUUUAUAACUUUUUACAGGAUGCUGUAAAAUAUAAAUGUUGCAAAUAUAAAUGUACGGAUAGCUUUAAAUUUUUAAUAUAAAUUUACACGACAUAUUUUCUUUUGCCUCCUUUUUUUAUAAUUUUUUAUUCGAUAUUAUAAAUUAUCAAAUAUUAUUUCGCAUUCUGUCAUCUCAUUAAGUACUUUGCAAUUAAUACCAUUUAGAAUUUGGUUUAUUAUAUAUAUUUAUAACAAUUGAUUAUAACCAAUGAUUAUUAAUGGUAGAUGAAUAAAUGUCGCCACAAUCACACGAUCGUAUAUGAUAAAUAUAGCAACCUCUACAACAAGAAUUGACAUUAAAAGAAAAUUUCUGAAAAAAAUUUAAAAGAAUACAAGUAUCAAAAUUUAAUAUUACCAUAAUUUUAAUAUAUUUAUCAAUAAAAAUUAAAAAAACGAAACAGCUGAAUUGUUACAAAAACGG
Cataglyphis hispanica is the source of this 3737-nucleotide messenger RNA. It is a transcript of the gene Con, whose product is annotated as connectin. Lineage: Eukaryota; Metazoa; Arthropoda; Insecta; Hymenoptera; Formicidae. The transcript is spliced from 9 exons. Bases 386 to 1963 code for a protein of 525 amino acids. Gene Ontology annotation, molecular function: protein binding. The record is from RefSeq and is a predicted model, not a curated record.